GUCAUGUAUAAAAGGCGAAUGAAAUUGAAGAGAAUCUCAACAGAAAAAGUGAAAAAUGGCUGCACUUCAAUUUGCUCUUCCCUCCAUAGCCGGCGGCCGGCGCCGGCCGGAGUCACGGUCCAUUGUCAGACCGGUGCGGUGCGCAGCUGACCGCCAGGCGCUUUUUAACCGCAUUGCCCCUGUCUAUGAUAACUUGAAUGAUUUGUUUAGUUUAGGAAGGCAUAGAGUGUGGAAGAGGAUGACUGUUAAUUGGAGCGGAGUUAAAGAAGGAGAUACUGUGUUGGAUGUUUGUUGUGGAAGUGGGGAUUUGGCUUUUCUGUUAUCUGAGAAAGUUGGAAUCAAUGGCAAGGUGAUUGCUCUCGAUUUCUCAAAGGAGCAGUUACAAAUUGCUGCAAAUCGCCAGAGUGAACGAUCAAAGGCCUGUUACAAGAACAUUGAGUGGAUUGAAGGAGACGCUGUCAAUUUACCAUUUUCUAGAUCCUCAUUUGAUGCUGCAACCAUUGGCUAUGGCCUACGAAAUAUUGUAGAUAGGAGAAAAGCUAUGGAGGAGAUGUAUAAAGUUCUGAAACCUGGUUCAAAAGUAUCUAUUCUCGACUUCAACAAAAGCACUAGCUCAUUAAACUCUUCGAUUCAGGAUUGGAUGAUUGACUAUAUAGUGGUACCUAUUGCAAGUGGCUACGGCCUAGCCAACGAGUACCAUUACUUGAAGAACUCGAUCAAGGAAUAUCUGACAGGAAAUGAGUUGGAGAAGCUAGCUGCAGAAACGGGCUUCUCUGAGGCCAAGUUCUACGAGAUUGGUGCAGGCUUCAUGGGGAAUUUGGUGGCGACCCGUUAGGAAGGUUCUCUUUCCAGUCUGAUCUUCUUAAUGCAGGUUCAGUUUCAUGCGCUGGCUUUCUUCGACUACGGAAUCACAUUUUUCACCCUUCUUUUUUAGUUGAGUGAUGCUAUAGGUUAAAAUAUGAUAAUACAUCAGCCUCCCCACAAGCACAACUCCCUUGGCAAUUUUGUGCCUAUGUAUAAGCUAGUGCUUAAUCUAUAUACUAAAAUCUAUUUGUAUCUAUACAUUGCUUAAUGAAAAUGUCAAAAUUUACAAUA
This is a messenger RNA of Salvia miltiorrhiza (redroot sage), 1095 nucleotides long. RefSeq names its product 2-phytyl-1,4-beta-naphthoquinone methyltransferase, chloroplastic. Gene Ontology annotation, molecular function: 2-phytyl-1,4-naphthoquinone methyltransferase activity. Gene Ontology annotation, biological process: phylloquinone biosynthetic process. The record is from RefSeq and is a predicted model, not a curated record. The coding region runs from base 56 to 835 and encodes 259 amino acids. The transcript is spliced from 7 exons. NCBI's taxonomy places the organism in Eukaryota, Viridiplantae, Streptophyta, Magnoliopsida, Lamiales, Lamiaceae.